Molecule: messenger RNA, 3849 nt
Organism: Kwoniella shivajii
Lineage: Eukaryota; Fungi; Basidiomycota; Tremellomycetes; Tremellales; Cryptococcaceae
Exons: 4
Coding region: 1-3849 (1282 amino acids)
Biological process (GO): positive regulation of transcription by RNA polymerase II; DNA damage checkpoint signaling
Cellular component (GO): nucleus
Molecular function (GO): histone binding
Source: RefSeq, a predicted model, not a curated record
AUGAGGAGGGCAUAUCCUCAAACCUCGAUACCAUCAGAAUCGCAAUCUCAAGACUCGACCCAACAACCUUCCAUUGACAUUCAACCUGCUCAACCUAUCCCUUUUAUCCGUCCGCUCACUCCCAUUCCUGAAUCUUCAUCCGGACCUUCUGUUCCAACAGAGGAAUCAAUCCCCAAAGAAACUUUGAGUGAUGAACAACCCGAGUCUGGUAGCUCGUUAGAAGAAACUGGUGAUAGUGGUGUGGCAUGGACUCAAUCUCAAUUGAACCAUAAUGCCACAAUAGAAGCUGAGCAGAAGGUAAUUGGGGUUCAAGGAAGUUCAGACAGUCGAGCCAUCGUCCCCUUUGAAGCUUCAGUACCUAACCGUCCUCCUACAAAAUCGCCUUCACCUUCGCCUCAGGAAUCAUCUACACAUAUUCCGACAGUAGGACCAACGUCUCCUGAAACAGAGAAGGAUAAUGUGGAAGACUCGGUGCAACAAGGUGCGGGCGACAAGGUUGAUGCAGAAGAGGAAGUACUCGAAGCUACAGAAGUCGAUGCGAGCUCCAGCAUCGAACCCCCUGAACAAUCUCAAUUACCCUUAUCUCCCCCUCGACUUCGUACGACAACUCGGCCUCACCAUGAGAUCAGCAGUCCCAAACGUUCGUUAGCUCCCUGCACUUCCUUCUCACCAACCAAGCUGACUAAUCGUUCGAUCAAAACACCUCAGAGAGCUUCAAGUUUCAGGAGGACUUUAUCUCUCAAGAAAAAGAAAACAGAGUCUUUAGAGGACAGUGAAGAAUCGUUGUUUGGGAAGGAUCUUGCUCCUGUUAGUGUAUCCAAUCCAGUAGAGCGAUUGAGCAGGUUACUCAAAGGACAUUCCGAGCCUAUCUCGAAUGGCAGGAGCAAUUUUGCGAACAAAAAGGACUCAAAAAGGGUGGACGACAAGCAGCAGGAUCAGAGAGAUGAGAAAUCUCCUCCCGAAGAUGAGAAGAGGAAAUCUAGUUCGGAUGAAGAAGAAGAGGACGUACCUCUUAAUUGGGAUGAGUCCAUAGCUGCUGCGAAUGGUCACAUCUCAGACCAGGAUGUCAAUGACCCGAAAUCAUCCCCUCUGCCUCAACUUGCUAAGUCCCCAACACCACUUUCUCCUCAAAAUCUGCCUCAGUUGCAACGAUCACGUUUUGGCCAAUUUGCUGGUCCUGGAUCGACAGCCUCUGAUAAGCUUGACAACUCUCAGAAGCUCUUUUCAUCUCAAGCAGAAGAGUCAUACAAUAACCAGGAGUCCCAGCGGUCGGUCCUUUUCCAAGCAACUCAGCUAGUAGCUCGACAGCCCAGCUCGCCGCCCAUGGACUACACCACAGAUACACCUCCUGCGGAAAUCGCUUUCGAAGCUACUCAGGCUGAUGAAACGCAGCUGAAUGAAGAAACAAUCAUCGACCACGGGCAUGUAAACGACCGAGAAGGUGACCACAUUCCUGCUGUCCAAGCUCUUUCCCGAGCGCCAUCACACCUGUCCAAUGGCUCAAGAACUGUACCAUCCCAUCGGUUGCUUCAACGCCGCUCACGACCCGAGAUGGAUGAUGGCAAGCUCAGGACUCCUUUUCGUGGUCCAGAUAUAAUUCCUCCAACAGGGCAGCUGCCCAAUGCGAAGCAACUGCGACUCAAGCCUACUCGUUCAGAAGCUGAUGUGCUUCCAGCAGGUUCUUCCCCUUUCAAAAAGUCUUCUCCUAUAGAUCGACAUAAAUCCGAAGCUUCUGCAUGGGAUGAGACUCUCAAAAACAGUCUGGAACAGCAUUCACUGUCCACCAAUGGAGAUACGUCUCAAAUCCCUCUGGAACCCACAAGAGAGAAUGAUUUUCAAGCCAAGGAUGCUUUGUCAGGUCCGUCCCCUUCUCACUCUGGCGCUGGUCCAAUUGCAUCUUCAAGUAGGUCUCCUUCACCUCGUCGAUCCUCGCCUCUCAUCGUCGCUCAACAUUCAGCAGCGGAUCAGCAAGUGUCAUCAUCAGAGGUGAAUCAAUAUCAUGGUCCUUCCUCGCCUCGCCCAGCGUCGCCACAGCUAUCUCGCAAUCAGAACGGAGUCUUGCCGAAUAGGCGGAGAGCUUCUUCUGCUCCUGUCCAAGAGCAUCGAGGAGGUUCAGACGCGAGUCACAGCAGCUCGGCGCCGGAAGAUGAGGAAGAUCACACUUAUCGACCCGCGAAGAAGAUUCGAAAGCAUAGGCGAGAGCCUGGCUAUGUUGCCGGUCCCCCAGCUGGACCCUCUCGGAUGCCCAACACCGACGCCACCAUACUGUCAAAGAGGAAAAGGAAGCGGGUGGUCCGUUCAAGCUCUCUGUCAAACCCACCUUCAGAUGAGGACAAGAGCAGUUCUCCUGCCCCCGAGGAUCCUGAGGACAACACGUAUCAACCGACAUUAGUUCCACAUCUGAAACUCAAGCCUGAAAAAGGAAAGAGCAGGGAGAGGCCUUCUGCACCUAGUAGUAAAGGCUCCAGCAGACCUCCCAACGUCAAGAAGUCAAAGACAAAUGCCCAAGUUGCGGUACUCUCACCUUCCCUAUCUCUUGCCUCUGAGGUGAUCCCAGAAACCAAUUCCGAGACCCAUAGAGUGCUCGCCGCGUACUAUAACCGAUAUUAUCCUGGUCUCGCCACAUGGACUGGUAAAUCAUACAAGAUUGAUUUUGAUGAUGGCGAGAGAAGAACUGGUGUAAAAGCUGCACAAAUGCGACAACUCGUAUUUGUAAAAGGAGAUAGGCUCGAAGCAAGUACAAAUAGUUCGCUACCUGAAAGAUUCAUCGUGUCGGAAGAUUGGGAUGGCAAUACUGCUGGAGUCAGAUGUCGAUCGGAGCAAGGUGGAAAACUAGGAAGAGUGCAGUUCAAUCUUUUCGGUAUUAAUGCGAAAUUCAUCCACUCUAAGUUUGGUGAUAGACUGUUUGAAGACACACAUCACCAGCAGAUCCCGACAAACAUAUCUGGACUAAUUGGAAAUCGUUUGAUAGGAAUCUCACGAAGAGCUUCUGAACCUCGUUCGCCUGUUAAACGCUCUAAUGGUUAUGCAUCUCCCGCUUUAUCUAGGAGGUCAGCAACGCCAACUAGGAAGACGUCUGACAGAUUGAAGGGUACAUUAUUUAUCCUCACUAGAGGACUUCCCGAUGCGCAACAACAACUAUCAGCCAAGAUACGAUCUCAAGGUGGCAAAACCACCACAUCAUGGGAGGAACUAUUCGAUCGAUCUUCACCUGGAGAAUGUGGCUUUGCCAAGAACUUGGCGGGAACUCCAUUCUUGAUUUUACUAGGAGAGGGCGUUGAAGGAACGAUCAUGACUCCAAAAGUAAUGACUGCUCUCGCAAAAGGAAUUCCAUGCCUCAGCGCCAAAUUCGUUGCAGAUGUGGUGGACUACGAUGAGAAGAUCGAUUGGAGGUCUUAUCUGAUCUCUCCCGGUUUCUCCAAUUACGUAGGACAUCAUAUGUCUCAAGUUGUCGAUACGACAUGGGGAGAAGAAGGCUGGAUUCCUUCUGCUGCUAUCCCUGUCAGACGACCAUUCAAGGGAAACAUGAUACUUUUCAUAAUUCCUGGGUCGAAAUAUGAUGACCUCAAGCGUCUUAUCCCACUUUGUGCCUAUUCAAUGGGAGUAGAAGAUUUCACGAUGGUACCGAACACGAAAUCCUUCGAUACUACCAUCAAAGAUGCAAAGUGGGAUUAUAUUCUCUUGGAAGAUAGAGAAUAUCUUGAUAAAAAGAAGCCAUUACCAAAGAAUCUUCAGGAUGACGAGAGGUUGUGCAACGUGCAUUGGCUGAAACAAUGUCUGAUCACGGGAUCGGUUUUACCACCUUCUUUGGACGCUGACAAGGAAACAGAAAAGGACAAGAAGAAGUAG